AGGUUUCAAAAACUGACCCGUGACCAACCCAGCGUGACCGAUGGCGAUUCGCGCUGGACGAUAGCAUCAGAGUUGAGCAACUUUCCCUUUUUCUUCCAAAGAUCCUAUUUACCUUCUUUUCUUAAUUUUCUGUCUCCAAGGGCUUUCGCAUAUUUUCCACAAUCUUUAACUCGUGCGGUCGCCUUUUCUCUGCUAAUCUGAAGAUAUGGGGAUGAAAGGGUACGGACACCUGUUGGUUGUUUUGGUGGCAUUGUGCAUUACUGCAGGAAGAUGUGGCGACCAUCCAGACGGUCAAAGCAGCGUAUCCAGAGAACAAGAUGCUCUAGGAAAUUAUCGUUUCAGCUACAGUGUCGCCAAUGAUGAAGGUGAACAAUUUCGAAGUGAAGGAACAGAUGCACUGGGAAGAGUGGUGGGAUCCUACGGCCUGAAGCACAUCGACGGUACACACAGAGUCGUGGAAUAUGUAGCUGACAAAGACGGAUUUCGAGCUGAGGUUAAGUCCAAUGAGCCUGGCAUCGUCAGCGCUGAAGCAGCGGAUGCUUCCAUCGUCAAGACGGAUGAACACGUCCACCCCUUGCACGUGGCGGCGAGUACAGAUGACGAAUCCAGAGAAACGUUUGGCAAGAGACUGAAGCCCCUGGACACCUCUAGAGUUUCUUAUGUCUCUGAAAGCGACUCCAGCGACCAGGCAACUAGAGAACAAAGAAAUUUUGACGAUUAUAGACCUUUGAGUCCCGUUGCUUAUUAUCCUGGGCAAGCUCCCAAUCCAGUUCUACAAUCAAGUCGUCCAGUGGACAUACCGCGUUCCCCAAGGGUUCUAGCACAAAGGCCAGAAUCAGAUGUUAGAUCAUCAGAAGUUUACUAUCCUCCAAUAGAUCCUCAUACUGCUAUAAGAAGGCCUGGUUACUUUUUAAAUCGAGACAGAGAUGACGAUAAAGACUUCCGCUUGAGUACUACUUCAAGACGUCCAUAUAUUCCUCCUUAUGGCGGAUUCGAUGACGAUCCAUUGCCAGAAGUGAGACGUCCUGGAAUCACUGUGAAUUCUAAUGUAGGUAGAGCUGCGCCGGCGACAUCACCAACACCACAUUUCAGCACUGGACGAUUACCUCCUGUGGCCAGAGUUCCAAUCCAGCGAGACUUUUCUUUACCUCGCUUUCCACCAAAUUCUGGAUUUCCAAGCAGUAGUUUGCCACAUCCUCCGAGUAGUGGAAGUGUGUUCCCUUCUUAUCCCAAUCAAGGUAUACCCCCUAGUGUUCUAUUCCACCCACCGUCUUACAACAAUGGUGCAGGAUCUCCAAAUUUCGUGCUACGAGCUGUUCCUAUUCCCAACGGAGUACAAGCUGUCAGAGUGGAUCCUACCACAGGACACAUUUAUGAGAGGCUAGUUUAUCCUUUGUUUUUGAGGGAUGAGCAUCCAGUUUAUGACAGAAAUAUUCUACUUCACAAUGACGAUGUCGAUGAUGAGGAUGAAUCACGAAAUGACAGCGAUGGUGGUUAUUAUGACAUGCCAAUGCUUGGUAGGCCUUUUAGAAGCGCCAGAAAUCAACCCGGUGAAAGCAGAGAUCGAACCAGGCGACCUAAUGCUACUGACAACUUUGAAGAGAAAACUUUGAGUUAUCCAACUGCCAAGGACAUGGCCUGGAUCGAACACCAGUUAUCUAUGGUUGAAGGAUUUGACAGAAGUCCUGUAAACAACAGGAUAGUUCCCAGUAGCUUGCCUUACCACGAUUCCAGUUAUCAAGAAGAUGAUGACUUCGAUAGCGACCAUCCGCAGUACGGACGAACCAAUCCUAGCUCAAGACUCAGAUCUUUGUCCAAUCCUCAAGAAUUUGAUUAUGCAAUAAGAGAUGGAUUUUCGAGAAAUCCUAGGCAUAAUGAUGGACUUUCGGUGGAAGAUUCAAAAGAGGAGCCUUCCUUGAAGGAGGCAGAAAGUUCCGCGGAGACAAAACAGGUGAAAACCGAAGGAUCCAAGUCAGAUAUCGAAAAGGAAGGGAACUAAUAAAAACCAACUUGAGAAUUUCGGUCAUUCCUGAACGAAUUCUUAUUGGCUUGAAACUGCUUGCAAUUGAUGGUGAAAAAUGUAUUCCCAGAAAGGCUUAGCUUGGAUUUCGUUUUGAAUUCGGAUAUGUAAGGCUGAAAUUAAAAAGAUCAAGGAUUGAAAUGUUUUAGUUUUUCGUGCUUCCAAGAAAGAUUGCAAACAAGCCAUAGUAUUAUUUCAUUGUGUCAUUUUGGAUCUAAUAAUUUAUCAACUAAUGUUAGACAUUUUUCAUGCAUGAGCUUAACAAUAAAUAGUUUUAUGUGUUGUACAUUCA
Argiope bruennichi is the source of this 2312-nucleotide messenger RNA. RefSeq lists its product as uncharacterized. Bases 206 to 1999 code for a protein of 597 amino acids. Gene Ontology annotation, cellular component: chitin-based extracellular matrix. NCBI's taxonomy places the organism in Eukaryota, Metazoa, Arthropoda, Arachnida, Araneae, Araneidae. The record is from RefSeq and is a predicted model, not a curated record. Gene Ontology annotation, molecular function: structural constituent of chitin-based larval cuticle. The transcript is spliced from 3 exons.